Messenger RNA from Cryptotermes secundus, 1632 nucleotides. Its product is annotated as heterogeneous nuclear ribonucleoprotein A1, A2/B1 homolog. The transcript has a single exon. Gene Ontology annotation, molecular function: RNA binding. Lineage: Eukaryota; Metazoa; Arthropoda; Insecta; Blattodea; Kalotermitidae. The record is from RefSeq and is a predicted model, not a curated record. Bases 90 to 1103 code for a protein of 337 amino acids.
UUCCAUGACUCACUUCCGUUCACUUCCGACUUGGUUUUGCGAUUGCUUUCAGUGUUAUUGUGAGAAAGUUUUGUAUCAUAUUUGACAAAAUGGUAAAAGCAGAACACGACGAUGGAGAUAAAACGGAGCCCGAACACACACGGAAACUUUUUAUUGGUGGAAUUGAUUAUAAAACUACAGAUGCAUCUCUGAAAAAACAUUUCGAACAGUGGGGCGAGAUUGUCGAUGUUGUUGUAAUGAAGGACCCACAAACCAAGAAAUCGCGGGGGUUUGGCUUUGUUACAUACGCUCGUGCCCACAUGGUGGAUGAUGCCCAGAAUGCUCGGCCGCAUAGAGUAGAUGGGAGAGUUGUAGAGCCCAAGAGGGCUGUACCUCGACAGGAAAUCGGUCGACCAGAAGCCGGUGCAACUGUAAAGAAGCUGUUUGUUGGUGGUUUGAAGGAAGAUAUGGAAGAAGAGCAUCUUAGGGAAUAUUUCAAAGCAUUUGGCUCCAUUGUGUCCUGCGCCAUCGUCAUUGAUAAAGAGACUGGAAAAAAGAGAAGUUUUGGUUUCGUUGAGUUUGAUGAUUAUGACCCUGUUGACAAGGUAUGUCUUCAGAGAACACACUUAAUUCAGGGGAAGAACAUUGUCGUCAAGAAAGCCCUUAGUAAGGCAGAAAUGGCGAAUCAUGGGCCAGGAAGUCGAUUUGGUGGUAUGGGUGGCGAAGGCGGAGGUGGGGGUCGUGUUAGUGGUGGUCGUCACGGUGGCCCACGAGGUAGCAUGGGUGGCCCCUGGGGUGCCCGAGGUGGUGAUGAUUGGAAUUCUGGAGGAGGGGGCUUCAACGAUGGUGGAUGGGGAGGUGGUGACACAUGGGACAACCGUGGUGGCCCUGGUGGUGACUGGGGUCCAGGAAGCGGUGGCGGAGGACCAGGUUUUGGCAGUAGAGGUGGCAAUUGGAGCAAUGACAGUUUUGAUGGCGGCUACCAGCAGAAUUAUGGUGGAGGGCCAAUGCGUGGUAGCUUUGGUGGUGGUGGGGGAAGGCCUGGCCCAUAUUCAGGUGGCGGCGGUGGAUAUGGCUCGGGUGGUGGAAUGGGAGGGUAUGGCGGAGGUGCACGUCGGUACUGAACCAGCACAGAUACAACUUGUGCCUUUAUUGGUACUUCUACUGCUGUAUUGUGAUUAUGUUACAUGCGCAGCCAUGGGUCAGAAAGAGCCUGGUGAAUGCAGGACGGUGGCAAGCACUUUAUCCAUUCAGUACUGCAGAGGCAUAGAGAGACAAUCUGACAGUCCCAUUUGCAUCAAGGCAUGUGUUUUCUUCUUGAUGAUGGUUCCAAUUUUCAAAAGGAAUUAUUGGACACACCGUUUUAAUUGUGAGGAUCAGAUCGAACAAUAGCAGCUGUACCCUCAAACUAAAAUAAUUUGAACUGUGUCAGGUGUAGCGAGGAUUGAUUGAUUUCCACGAUUCUGCUUUCUUUUAUGCUGCACACACUAUUUGUUCUUAGAUGUUUGUAUAGUUUAAUAAAAUAACUUUUGUUUUCCCAUAUUAAAUAUGCCCUUUUUCCCAUAAAUGCAUAGUUGCUGUACACAGUGUUAAGACAUUAAUUCUGGGUGUGUAUCAGUAUUACAUGAAUAGAAACACUGGGUUCACAUGUAA